UCUUCAGCACUCAAACAACAGAUGAAGAUUUUGCUUUAGCCUGGGGCAAAUGGUACGCUGGGAGAUAUCAGUAUUACAGCCAAGAAGAAGCAAGCAAGAUGUAUUCCUCAACCUGGGAGUAUGUCCAGCAGCCUGCCAUCAGUCCUGCCAUGCAAACAGUGAAUGAGAGUGCCUUACCAUCUGCAGAGGAAGCUGCUCUCGAGCUUCAGGCAGAUGGGAAAAGUGAUGUAUGCAAUAAAUGUUGUUCUGAUGUUAAUAAAGACACGGUGAAUGAUACCAGUGAGGAGGAUGGUGAUGAAAAUCGGAAAACACAUUGUGAGUGUGCUGAGAAAACUAAAGAAAAGGAAAGAGACACAGCAAAGCACAAGAGACACAAAGCAAAGAAGCAAGAUAAAAUUUUGGAUAGGAACACAAAAAUUGAAACCCAAGAUGAACCAAAAUUAAUAACCAGUGACUCUAUAAAGAAAUCCUAUGCAGUAGAAAACAGUGAUCAAGCUAGUCUAAAGGAUGAUAAAGAAUAUUGUAAGCCUGAUGAGCCUAGACUGAGUGACAAGGAAGAAGCUGCUCAUGGAUGGGAUAAUUCAGGUGAUAUGAGCAUUUUGGAUCAGGUUAAGGCAGCUGCAAAUGAGGCAGUCCAGGGGAGUGGAUAUGUGUUUCAGGAAGAGCUUGGUCUGUACUAUGACUACAGCACACAAUAUUACUACAAUGCAGUAAACACAAAGGAUCAGGAGUUGUCACAGAGGUUGGCUAGCUUCACUCACUCCUGGAGCCAUUUAAAUGGCUUGUGGCCUUUGCUGCUCAGUCUGAUGUGGUGUUUGGGUCCUGUGGCGUUUAAGGACCAUGGGGGAUAUAGUGGCCUGGGCAAGAGGGUCAAGCGGAUAAGAAAGGCAAAAGAAAGAAAUGAGGAAGAGAGAGAAGAAGGGGAAUGUACUGACUCUGGAGAGGAAGAAUUGGAACAAGAGGAAGAAGAGGAAGAGAUGAGGAAUGAGGAGGCUGCUGAGGAGAGUGUUGAUAGGGAAGGUAGGAUUCAGUACUAUCCAUUUCAUAUGAUACAGGUACAUGCAGAGAUAAGUUAUCAUUCAGAAGGCCCAGAUGAUCACCACUACUACCUCAAAGAUUUGGGUAGCAAUAACGGAACUUUUGUGAAUGACGCAAGGUUGAGUGAACCACGAGAAACAAGCCAAGAAGUAGAGCUUGGCCAUGGAUGGAUGUUGCAGUUUGGUCCAGUCAAGGUGAAAUGCCACAUUCACCCAGGACUGCUGACCUGCAAUGAGUGUGAACCAGGACUAGUUAAUGCUAAUCACUCCUCACAGGAUCCUGGAAGUUCCAUCGUGUCAUACAAGAAUGCCAAGACUCGAGAGAAAGCGAGGAAGAAAGAACUUCAGGCCAUGAAGAAGAAGUAUGCCCUAACUUCAUCAACAGGUGCACCAGUUACGAGUGGAGACUAUAAUGAUCGAGCUGAUAGAAGAAGAAGGGAAGUUGGUUCUGAUAAUCCUUAUGAAAAGACUGAAGUAGCAUCAACAGAAGUAGCAUUAAGAGACAACAACAAAGGAUUUGCACUGUUACAGAAGAUGGGAUGGUCUGAGGGUCAGAGCCUGGGUAAAUCACAGAAGGGCAUAAAACAACCAAUACAACCUGAAACCGUAGUCGGACGUGCAGGUUUUGGGUUGGUAGUGGCAGAUGUGACACCAAGUGUUGCUGAGAAGAAGAGAGAGAAAGUCUUGCAGAUCACUAAGCAGCGUUACAACCAGACCUAAACAGGAAAACCAUAAAUAGAUCAAUAAAUUAUAUAGUGACA
Molecule: messenger RNA, 1798 nt
Organism: Penaeus monodon (black tiger shrimp)
Lineage: Eukaryota; Metazoa; Arthropoda; Malacostraca; Decapoda; Penaeidae
Product: RNA-binding protein 10-like
Exons: 8
Coding region: 99-1757 (552 amino acids)
Molecular function (GO): protein binding; nucleic acid binding
Source: RefSeq, a predicted model, not a curated record